UUUGCAGCUUUAAAAUCGUGCGGCUCAUGUCACGAUCACGUGGAGUCUGAUCGUGGAAUCUGGUGUGCCAGAACACCACGAUGUUUUUGUUUUAUGAUACUCUACUUUUAUUAUCAUCGUAGCACUCGACUAUUGUUAACCCAGUUAAUAUGAUUGUAUUACAGCGGAUAUUAUGAUUGCAAAAAUGCAGAUGUCGGUGCUCUCCACAUUGUUCCUCGUCUUUUUUUCUUCUUUAUACAUCGAUAGUGCAAGCAGUGCCGGAUUGGGCAAACGUGGACUGACGCCAGGAGCCGAUAAGUGCGCAACAAGUUGCGGCAAUGACGCUACGUGCGUUCGCGGAUGUGGAUUGUGGCGUUCAUCACUGAACAGUUCAUGUGAAACUUCCUGUAUGGACAUGUUUCCGCGUAGUCGGCAACGGAACAGCUCAGUGGUGAACUGUCGUCAAGGCUGCGACUACGCUCUCAACGGAUAUCUCCGUGACUUUCAGGGAUUGGUUGACAGUCUGUCAAUACCGUACCUGUAUCCCCCAUCGGAAUCAAAUACAAGUUUUACUCUGGACUUCGAAAAUUAUUCGCCACAAAUUGGUACUGGCCGCGCUCAGUACGCUGAAUGUGGGCAUAACUGCUCAAAUAAAACUUUGGAUUGGCGAUAUUUUGUUCCGGAUGUCAUUGUUAACUCUUCGACGUUCACUGUUACCGGUCUGUGGCCUUACACUUGGUACAAGUUUCGGGUUGUAUGGAUGCCAACAAUGCGAGAUUUUGUGUAUUCGAAGGAAAGCAGACCACUAAGGACACUGGAAUCAGGAGGCCCGUUCGAUCCACCGGUUAUUGUAUAUGCGGAAGCGCUGACCUUUUACCAGAUUAUGAUCAAAUGGGAACCGCCUAAGCGUUUUAAUGGGCCCGCUCACGGCUACCGUUUGAACUGGACCGACGCGAAGAAUCCUUAUUCACAUAAAUAUACGCACGUCAACGAAAGCGUUGCAUAUAAAAUUUUCGAAAAUCUUCGACCUGGGCGAACGUACCAUAUCCGAGUGGCAGCAGCCAAUAAAGAGGCAUGGGGACCAUAUGCCGAAGUGCACGUGGCCACGCCACCCUUACCACCGCAGAGACCCGGAAGUAAACAUGGAAAUGUUGUAACUGUGGAUCUGCUGUAUGGGCUACCAAAUGAACUGCGACUGCAUCGAAAGGAUGUGGAGCGGAAAUGGUUUGGCUUCAGCGAGCCCACCCUGUAUCCUUUUAACUGCUUGAAUACAAGUAUCACUUGUCCAGAUGCUACGGACGAAACAAGGAUUCAUGCCUUGGCGUUCGAUUCAAGAAGGAAUCUGACCUUCAUUUCUCAAGGAUUCGGCAACAUUGUUGCCGUUGAUUUGACGUACAGAACGAACAAAACAAUUUUCUCUAACGAGCGCUACAAUAUCACCUUACUCAGCUACGACUGGAUGAACCAGCAACUGUAUUUUGUCAGUUUCGGAGAAAUUUCCCGAUGUGAUGUGGCCGGUUUUUCCGACCCUACAAUGUGUAUCUCGCUCGGUUAUUGCCAUAACCGAUUACGGAAGAUCAUUGUUGAUCCUAUCAACGGAUUUGUUUUCGGAUUGGUUAAUCUUGAAAAUGCUCGUUCCGAAUUUUUUCGCCUUCCUCUUUCUCCAAACUCUGUGCCGGUUCGCAGUGCGGACCUUCUGCGUGAUGCGGAAAGGAUCUGGACACAGCCUCAGAACGUUGCAACCUUCACCGUUAUGUAUGAUAGCUGUAGUAUUUUAUUCCCGGACAGCAAUAAUGGUAAUCUUCGGCGUUUCUACUGCGACGGUAAAGACGCGAUAGAACAAGUGCGAGAGGAUUUUGCGGCGGACCGACUGAUUAGCUACAGUUACAAGAAAUUGUCGAAUAUGUUAUUUGCCGGGGGCGCCGUAUAUGGUUAUUCCGGGAAUUCCGUCCACAUGGAGGAAUAUAAUGUCCUGGAAGACAAAUUCCACAUGCAGUUUCUUCCGGUUGAUUCCAAUUUUAAUAUUACCGGAAUGGAAGCGUUCGGUAGAGACGGACAGCCAGAACCAUAUCCCGUUGGUGAGCCUUGCGGGCUGCAUUUCUUCGCCUCUUCCGGACGUUUGCACAUUACCUGGAAACCUCCGGCACCACUGGCCAUGCAGUCGCCAACUGCCUGGAAUCGUUGGACGUAUAGUUAUGAAUUUGCGGCUGCCAAUGAUUCCAAGAAUAUUUUGUCACGACUUACGAAUGACACCCAGGUUAUAAUGGAUGGACUUAUCCCAAACACGUCGUACAUCUUCCGAAUCCAGGCUUUAUCGCCUACUCGCAGUGGUCCAGUUUCUCCCAGCUACACUGUGCGCACAUACAGUGUUGACGGCCCGGAAUUCCUUGUGGUGAAUAGUUCAGCCUUGUUCACCAUGUCACUCGAGUCGAUGGGGAGUGAGAAUGUUAUCAAGAGCGCAACUGGAUUUGUCGAUGUGGACGAAGUAGUGUGGGCACCAGAUUUCGUGGCAGUGUACAAGAAAACACAGCUGAUUGUGAUCAAAGAUGGAACAAGCACUGGGAUGACAUUGAAAGAUGUGGGUAGUAUCGCUUAUGAUUGGAUCGGGCGGAAGUUUUACUGGAUGGACAAUUUGGAAAGAGCUAUCUUCCGCGCACAGUUUGGAGCGGAGCGGGAACGCGAAAAAGUCAUCCAGGAAGCCGGCAAACAGAUCCUGGUGGAUCCUCUCAGAGCUGCCGUGUACUGGUGCACCGACCUAGCAGUAGAGACUGUAAAGAUGAAUGGGCUGAAUCAACGACGUUUACUCCAGCUGGAUCCUUUGACAGCAGAUCAGAUCAUUACCAUUUCCAUUGAUCACCGAAAACGCACGCUGUAUGCAGUUGUACAAAAAGAUAACGGCUUGGAAAUUUUCGGAAUAUCAUUGUUAUGGCGAUCUGGAAGCGACCGGAUGGAGAAAGUUGUUGAUUUGCCGCUUUUCCCAUACACUCGUGGUUCACUAAUGGUUUAUGAAGAGCGUUUGAUCUCUGUUGGAGAGGACGGGAAUGUUAACGUUGUUGAUUUCCGCUCACAAAACGUUACACUGCAGUUCGAAAAAGCAAAUAUCAGACUUUUAACGAUUAUACCGCGAAUGGAGGAAGAGCUCAAAGGAUUAAAUCGGACGAUUUUCGAUUUCAAAGCCAUUCCUUCCCCGUUGGAUACCAGCCGUAUUCGAUGCGAAGAUGAAGGAGGCGAUCUCGUUGUUACCUGGACCCCAGCCACGGAUUACAAUUAUGGAAAUGUCCAGUAUGAUGUUAUUGUGACGAAUAGAGAAAACGUGGUAUAUAAUGACACUGUGACCAGUGUUGAGAGGGUUGUCAUACCCGGUACAGUUAUAUCCGCUCACCUGACGGUAGCGAUUCGCCCGGUCACGGAAUUUGGUUCGGCUAACUUUGCUAAGAAAACGUUUGGCCAUAUCGAUGUUCUGGCCGUCACAGCAGCAGCACCACUUUCUUCCAGUGUGAUCGCUGCCAUAACUGUUUGCGCUUGCGUUGUGGUGGUUAUCGUAACUGCUUUAUGUGUUGCUCGUAAAAAAGUGUGCUACAGCAUUAAGCGAUUUACUUCGCGCGUGGCGACACCAUCGGACCUCGAAACGAAUAAUCUGGAAUUGAGAUCAUUGUCUGCCUGUAAUUUCGUUUACGAUGGAAGCCAUUUGGAUGUUUCAAAUGUGCCACGUAUAGAUCGGAAUCGAAUAACGAAGAUCAAAGUCAUCGGUGCAGGCGCUUUCGGUGAAGUUUUUGUUGCAACUGGUGAAAAUAUGUUGGGUUCGUUACCGGGGAUUGUCACCGUGGCUGUUAAGACACUGCGUGAUAAGCCCGGGAAAAACAACCGGGAACAGUUUCUGAAGGAAGCUUCUGUUAUGAGCCAAAUCAACCACAAGCACAUUACCCGGUUUUUGGGUAUCUGCGUAGAAUAUGAACCGUACUACAUUGUUAUGGAAUACAUGGACAGUGGUAAUUUGCUGGAAUAUUUGAGAAGCCAUCGAAACGACACCGCGGAACCGUUGACAUUCGUGGACAAACUUGAAAUUUGUCGAGACAUAGCUGAAGGCUGUGCGUACUUGCAGGAAUGCAGGCUUGUGCACAGGGAUUUGGCUGCUCGCAAUUGUCUGGUCACCCAUGAAAACGGUGCGCGAGUUGUAAAGAUUGGAGAUUUUGGUUUGACCCGGGACAUCUACCAUAUGCAUUAUUACCGCGUUAACGCCCGCGGAUAUAUGCCGGUACGCUGGGCUGCACCAGAAUCCAUCAUGGAUGGAAUCUUCACGACGGAAUCGGAUGUUUGGUCAUAUGGUGUCGUUAUGUGGGAAGUGAUCACUCUGGGUCAGAUACCUUAUUUGCAUCAUACUCAGCAAGAGGUGGUGGAACUGAUCAAAAGUGGAACCAAUCCACUGCACGUGUCCGGGCCCAUUGGAGCACCGCCAUCCAUCACCAACUUGUUGUACCAGUGCUGGAAGCGCGAUCCUCGCCAACGUCCAACAUUUCGCUCUUGUUUGCAUGUUGUGCGCAGCUUAUUGGAGGACAAUGGUUCCGGAGAUGAUGCCGCAGACGAUGAUGCGUCGGCCCCUGAAGGUGCCGCGGCAUUAUGUCUAAGGGGAUAUAGUCCAUCCAAUCUCAAAAGCGAAUCUUUCCCGAACCUGUAUCGCUCAGAACAUUCCCGUAACGUCCAUCGCAGUAGUAUUAGCAGUCCUGACUGCCUGGAUCGCCAAUCCGCUAGAAGUGAUGAUUCGGGUGUGGCCGUGACAAUUCCGAAAUCGCCGAAUACGGUCCCCGUCGUCCACUUGACCGCCCCGGUUGAGGCGCGUCCUGCACCGCCGGAUGACCAUCUGGGCUACGUGACGGUGAGUCCUAAUGCCCGGCUGCCGCCAUAUUUGACUGUUUUGUAUACUCUGGAAGAAAAUUCUCGUGCGCCUGCUCCGAUUCCGAGCGUUGUUCCGCCCGCCGAAAUUGCGUCUCCAAGUUUUUCUGCACAAACUUUGAUCGCGGCGCAGCCCCUGUCGUUUGCUAACCAUUCGUAUAUGAAUACGUUGUGCAAUAAUGGUGCGCGCGCACCGGCAGUGAUCCGGCCGAGUGAUCAAUCCGUUGACCACAUUUUCCGGAUUUGAUGGGAUGUUGUUUAUCGUGUUGUUAGACACUUACGUACCGUUGUGAACUUGUGAUAAGCCAAAGAAUUUUUGCGAUCUGAGUUUUCUAUGUUAGAUUGUAAUUUUUGGGUUUUUUUGGGAUUGUAAUAUAGUCAACAACUGUAACAGUGUGGUUCGCAUACUGUGGACUGUUGUUGCGUUAUAGUCUGUGGAUUACAUUUUCUGAAUUCUGUUUUUUGUUUGGAUAUAUAAAUCGAUGCACUGUUGUGGUUUACUUUUGCGUUUUAUUGCUUCAUGUUAUUGCUUUUCUGUAUGAUAGAAUGCUUUUUGCCAGAUGUUUUGCGUUCAUGAAAGGGUGUUGUUUCCUAUUUCUGUAUACUACAAG
Messenger RNA from Paramacrobiotus metropolitanus, 5480 nucleotides. RefSeq names its product proto-oncogene tyrosine-protein kinase ROS-like. Gene Ontology annotation, biological process: multicellular organism development; positive regulation of kinase activity; regulation of TOR signaling. Gene Ontology annotation, cellular component: signaling receptor complex; membrane. The transcript is spliced from 22 exons. Gene Ontology annotation, molecular function: transmembrane receptor protein tyrosine kinase activity; ATP binding; protein binding. The record is from RefSeq and is a predicted model, not a curated record. NCBI's taxonomy places the organism in Eukaryota, Metazoa, Tardigrada, Eutardigrada, Parachela, Macrobiotidae. Bases 173 to 5116 code for a protein of 1647 amino acids.